AUGGAAAAGAAGUUGGAUAGUAGUACUGAUGACAUCAAAGUAGAGAUUCCUGCAGGUGCUCAUGACUGCAAAAUUAACUCAAUACCUGGCAAUAUUAUUAUAGAUCAUCAUCAGUUGGAUGUUCAUGAUUUACAGCAUGACGACCACCACCCGGGUUCAAGUAAAGCACCCACAUUGACGGCAAGUGGUUCUCCUCCUGUUGAAAUGGUGUUAGAAACUACUCAGGAAGUCGCCUCUCCUCCUGCUGUAACACCAGAUAUAAUGGCAUCGCCAGCAGGCAAAGCAAAUGAUGAUGAUGAUGACGGGCAUUAUUAUCCUAGACGAAAAAAACCUAAGAAACUCGAAGUUUUGUUUAUUAUCGAGUUCAGUUUAUUUGUUUGCAUUACAUUGGUUUUAAUUCUAAGCAUAACUAUGAAUAAACUGCUAGUGGAUAAAGAGAUUUGGAGUUUAGAAUUAUGGAAAUGGUGUGGUUUGGGAUUGGCAUGUUGCUGUGGCCGUUUAUUUUCAGAGUGGUUGAUGAAUAUCCUAGUUUUCUUGAUUGAAAAGAAAUUCUUACGUAGAAGUAAUGUUGGGUAUUUUAUUCAUACCGCGCAGAAGAGCUUUCAGGUUUUCAUCUGGUUAGGUUUAAUUCUACUAACAUGGGUGCUCUUGAUUAACCGAGGUGUCAGUCGUCGCUCAAGCCACACAUCCAAUGUUGUUCUAAUUUAUAUCACAAGGGGGAUUGGCUCUACACUAGUUGUUGCUGGUGCAUGGAUACUCAGAACUAUAGCUGUAAACUUCUUAUAUGCUUCAUUUUAUGAGAAAAGAUUCUUUGACAGGAUUCAGGAAAAUCUCUUCCAUCAAUCCAUACUUCAAGCCCUAGGGAAACCAUUAUUGAUGGAUCAGCUUUCAAAGGAUGAUGGAAUUAUUGAUGUAGUGCAGAAGCUCCCGAGGAUCCAACGUGGAAGGGUAUCUGCUUGGACAAUGAGUAGGUUAAUUGAAAUCGCAUCACGGACCGGCUUUUUAACACUUGAUACACGUGAAGAUAUGAUGAAUUCGGUUGAGCAGGAAAACGACAGAGAUAUUACUAAUGAAUUCGAAGCUAUGGCUGCCGCUUAUUUUUUAUUUAGAAAUGUAGCUAAACCCGGGUACAAUUACAUCGAAGAGGAAGAUCUGCUGCGUUUUAUGAACCGAGAGGAUGUGGAUAUGGUGCUUCCAAUGAUAGGAGAAGAGGAAAUUGGAAAGGUUAACCGGAAAUCCGUUACGAAUUGGGUGGUAAGCUUGUAUAUGAAGGGAAAAUAUCUGGAGCAUUCUCUAAAUGACAUAAAGGAAGCCAUAAAGGAAUUAAACAAGUUUGUUACUGGGCUUUUGGUAGUAGUCCUCAUAAUCCUUUGGGUUAUACUCAUGGGUAUUGUUAAAACAGAGGUGUUGCUGUUCAUCUCAUCUCAGUUCUUACUCGCCGUUUUCACAUUUGGGAGCUCUGCUAAAUCAACGUUUGAAGCCAUGAUAUUCGUGUUUGUGAAACACCCAUUUGACGUUGGUGAUCGUUGUGUCAUUGAUGGAGUCCAGGUUGUCGUAGAAGAAGUGAGCAUUUUGACUACCGUCUUUCUGAGAUAUGACAAUGAGAAAAUGUACUAUCCGAAUUCAAUAUUAGCUACAAAAUGCAUCAGCAAUUUUAACCGAAGUCCUGAUAUGAGGGAUACUGUGGAGUUCGAUUUGGACAUUUCCACUUCAGCUGAGAACAUUUCAGCUCUAAAAGCUAAAAUUAAAACGUACAUAGAUAGCAAGGAUUUCAUAUGGCAACCACCGCACAGUUUUCAGGUUAUGGAGAUUGAAGACGCAAACAAGAUAAAAAUGAGACUGUACGUAACUCAUACCAUAAACUUUCAGAAUUAUGAGGAGAAAAGCAAUAGAAGAUCAAACCUAGUGCUGGAGCUGAAGAACAUCUUCCAACAACUUGGAAUCAAGUACCAUAUUCUUCCCCCAACACAUGCUAAUUAGCCACAUACGUCGCGUGUGCAUCUUCAUCGGCGACACCUGUCGGCUGUCACAUCAUUGUAGUGAAUCUUGAUCAAAUCUAAUCAUGUUUGUUAAUUA
Molecule: messenger RNA, 2076 nt
Organism: Erigeron canadensis
Lineage: Eukaryota; Viridiplantae; Streptophyta; Magnoliopsida; Asterales; Asteraceae
Product: mechanosensitive ion channel protein 10-like
Exons: 5
Coding region: 1-1980 (659 amino acids)
Biological process (GO): monoatomic anion transport; detection of mechanical stimulus; transmembrane transport
Cellular component (GO): plasma membrane
Molecular function (GO): mechanosensitive monoatomic ion channel activity
Source: RefSeq, a predicted model, not a curated record